CAGCAGUAUGCUCUAAUGGCCUGGCACUACCAUUUCGCCGAGCGGGCGAGUCCCAACAGCAGACAGACAGGUGGGGCCGACCCAACAGGUUCCUAAGGCCAGGGGCAAUGGGGCGGAGCAUGGUUCAGACUUAGGGUGCAACAGUUUGGGGGCCCUGCCACACACGCGGGGCUGGCAAGCUGGAGGCAGUACCUUCUUUCUACGGCAGCCAACCCAGGUGCAAGCCAUGGAGCCUCGGGUGGGUAGAGCACUAGGUGGACGCACACAUUCGGCGGCCUAGUGCCCGGAGGGACCCAGGGCAUGGCAGGACCCCUGCGGAGCCGGGUGGAGGAGCUGAAGCGGCCCUGGUGGAGGGAGAGCUCGCCCCUGGUGCUCCAGCACAGCGAAGCGGCAAGGCUUGCUGCGGACGCCCUCCUGGAGAGGGGGGAGGCUGCCUACCUUCAGGUCAUCUCUGAAGAGCGGGAACUGCCCUUCCUGAGUGCCCUGGACGUGGACUACAUGAUCAGCCAUGUGCGUGGGGUUCCCGAGCUCAGUGAGGCCCAGGGGUCAGAGACCUUAGGGCAUGACCGCCUCAGCAUGCUCUCUGAAGUUACCUCAGGCACCUACUUCCCCAUGGCUUCUGACUUAGAUCCCCCAGACCUGGACCUGGGCUGGCCCGAAGUGCCACAGGCCACAGGUUUCAGCCCCACCCAGGCGGUGGUUCAUUUCCAGAGGGACAAGGGCAAGAGCAUCAAGGACCUGCUGCGGUUCCUCUUCAACCAGGCCCACACGGUGGUGGCUGUGGUGAUGGACGUAUUCACUGACAUGGAGCUUCUGUGUGACCUGAUGGAGGCCUCCAGCCGACGUGGCGUCCCUGUCUACCUCCUUCUGGCUCAGGAGCACCUGAAGUACUUCCUGGAGAUGUGUUAUAAGAUGGACCUCAAUGGGGGGCACCUGGUGAACAUGCGUGUGCGGAGCACACGUGGCGACACAUACUGCAGCAAGGCCGGCCGCCGAUUCACCGGGCAGGCCCUGGAGAAGUUCGUCAUCAUUGACUGUGAGCAGGUGGUGGCAGGCAGUUACAGCUUCACCUGGCUUUGCAGUCAGGCCCACACCAGCAUGGUGCUGCAGCUGAGGGGCCACAUUGUGGAAGACUUCGAUCGCGAGUUCCGGUGUCUGUAUGCUGAGUCACAGCCUGUGGAAGGCUUCUGUGGCAACGAGGAUCCACUGUCUUCCCAGCGGCUACCUCGUCCUCCGCCCGUGACCCUGGCCUUUGGACCUGGAAUUCCAAGUGCUACAGGCUCCUCCCCCUCCAGUAACAGCCUCAGCAGCAUCAAGCACUCACCUCUUCUGGGCCGUUCUUCCUAUCUUGCUCUACCAGGAGGUGGUGGCUGCAGUGACAUGGGUUUGGGGUCUUCAUCUCCAGGUCCUGCCCACCAUGAAGCUGGUGGCCCGCCAUCCUUGUACCGUCAGCUUUCAGAUCCCAACCAUAGCUCAACUCCUGGACCCUACAGGGCCAACCUGAGCAAGCUGGGGGCAUCUCCAUGGUCCCAGUCUUCUCCUGCCCUCAACCACUGCAGUGCCAGUCCCUUGACCCUGGCAGUGGGGUCACCUCUGCUCCCAUGUUCCCGCCCCCUCCUCCACUUCACUAGGGGGGUCCCAGCACUGUCCCGGCUUCCAGAGAAUGGGCUCCCAGCAAGUCAAGAGCCCAUCCUUCCACGAGGUCGCUGGGUACCCGGCACAGCUCUGGAGACCGUGGAAGAGAAGAAGAUAUCUUUGAGUCAGAGCCAUGAUCACCUGGAUCGCCUUGUCCCCUUCCCUAAAGCAGGAGAAGCAGGAGGUCCCAAUUCUAGAGUUACCCCCAAUUCGAGUUCCCUUCAGCAUGGUGAGCAGGCCCUAGAUGAUAGGAGAUUGUCCCUGAGCCACAGCUACAGCCAGCUGGAUCUCCUGUCCCAGGGCCAGGGUGUCCUUGAGUCAGGUUCCCUCAGACAGGGUGAUCUGGGUCAGGAGGAUGACAGGAAGCCGUCCUUAAACCACAACCAUGGCCAAUUGGACCUUCUGCCACAAAACCCCAAGGCCCAGGCCUCUAAAAUACCCCCUGAUGCCACUUCUUCAGCCAGGCCUGGCAAGCAGAGUCUAGAUGAACGACGGCAGACCCUAGGUCACAGUCAGCUGGACCUCAUCACCAAAUUUGGCCCAUUCCGGAGUGAGGGGCCUGGACCCAAUGGCCCCCCAGAACCAAGCCUAGUUCGCAUGGCCGGAGUAGGCUCUGCAGAUGAGAAGCGGCUGACUCUGGGCCACAGCAAACUGGACCUCAUCACCAAGUAUCAUCAACUACAGGGUGCCAGGCAGAGACCUGAGCCGGGCCUCCCGGGAGCUCCCGUAAGUGGCCAUCAAAAUGGUAAUAACAGUGACCUCUUUGCACCUGAGAAGCGGCUGACCUUGGGCCACAGCAAACUGGACCUCAUCACCAAGUACAACAAGUCCAAAUUCAAGCAGCUCCGAAGUCGCUUUGAGUCCUAACUCUGCUCCUAACAGGGGCAGACCCUCCCUCCAUCCACAGAGUUGAUGUGUUCAGGUUCAAGGCAGCAGCAUGAGAGCAAAAAGCUGGGGUGCUACAUAAGGAAGGCAGGCAGGCACCCAGCAGCCCAGGUCUCAAGACUCUUCCGCACACAUGCAUAGGCAUACACACAAACAGAACCCAGAGUUACCGAGUGUUUUCUGCAUGUCACUGGGGCUGGGCACUUCACACCUUAUUCUCAUUCUCCAUAUCCUCUACGUGGACCUCUUGUGGGCAUAUAGCUGUACUAAGUAUUAUCUCCUCCUCAAUUUUUUUUUUUUUUAAGUUUUUGAAGCCAGAACAUUUAUUCUCUGAUUGACUGAAACCUUCUAGAAUAACUGGAUGCUGCAGGAGCUGCCCUCUUGGCUUUUGUUGCUGUGCUCUCACAGAAUCCAUAUCUGAAUCCUCGCUAGAACAUUUUGGGGUGCCUCAUCCACCUAGUCCCGGGAGCAUGUCAUCUCUCAGCCUUGGCACUCGGGCUGUCCUUUCCUCUGCGCCUGGCAGCGGAGCCGCAUCCACCACAGGUGACUUCUGAAGGUGGCAGGCUUCAGAGCCACAGCAGCAGCACAGUGUGUGCAUCUUAUUGUGAUGCUUUCCAAAGGAUGACCUUCCUUUCCUCGUCUUCUUUCUGCCGCGGAGGCCAAAGAGUCUGGAAGAUACUCCUCCUGUUUUAUAAGUAUGGGAUGGUUAAUCUGGAGGCAGAGCCAAGUGAAGGACAGGGUGGGGAACUCUUCCAGUCCAGGGGCCCCCGGCUUUAAACAUGUAUUUUGUUUGCACAGAGCCAACACACAGUAUCUGUAGUUCAGGUACACAAAAUACAGACACUACAAGGAUGCCCCAGGUGCCCAUACAGUGUACACAGAACAGUGACUAGGUACACCCAUAGAUGCACAGUGAGUACACAUAGCUCUAGGUGAUGAGCUCAGUCAGAACUUCAGUUGCAAGCACUUAGUCUCAUCUGCCUAAAUGAAUGGCCACAGAAAAUACAUGCAUUCAGCACACACUGCAGAACCCCCUUGAGAUUCACAAACUACAAAUACACAUGUGACCCCCAUCCUAGCUCUGCUUGUAAAGCCCUGCCCUGAACUUGCUACAUAGCUGAGAGAUUGCUUAGAUGCAAUCUUGAGGGCUGCAGCUUAUAUGCACAAACCACAGAAAACAAGGCAGAGAUGCAUCAAAUGACGGAGAGUCAUGGAGAUGGCGGAGGGAUGGGGAAAGUUUCUCAGAGAGAAGCUGACUUUGAGGCAGGUCUUGAAGGAUGGGGAUAGGGACAGAGGCAGACUGGGGAGAGAGUUAGAAUUCUUGGUAGAGUAAGUCGGAUGGAAAGAGGGCUCAGUGAGCAAGUCUGGGGUAAACUGAGGAAGAUGAGCAGAGCAUGUGGACGGACACUUAGGACACAAAAACAGGUCACCUUGCUGAACGUCUCUUGACGCUCAGGUUGCAGUUGGUCGUGGGCCUUUCUCCUGAACUCACCAUCCGCCUGAGACAGGGCAUGCUACCAAUCAAUAAAGGCAGAUGUGGUUAGACCCAGUAGCGACCUGAUGUGUUCGAAGUUGUGGUAUUACAGGAUGGGGAUGGGGAAAGGCAACAUUCAGGCCCUUUUCGGAUUAAUAGCGUUCCUUGGAGAAGACUGAAAGGCAUACAGAGGGGCUGAGGUAAUGGGUUCUUAGCUUCUUCCUUCUUUGCUGUGGCAUUCUGAGACACCCUGAGGACUUCUGUAGAUUCCACAAUAAAUGAGCCAAGUUUA
Molecule: messenger RNA, 4286 nt
Organism: Peromyscus leucopus (white-footed mouse)
Lineage: Eukaryota; Metazoa; Chordata; Mammalia; Rodentia; Cricetidae
Gene: Sack1c
Product: family with sequence similarity 83 member C
Exons: 4
Coding region: 301-2502 (733 amino acids)
Biological process (GO): epidermal growth factor receptor signaling pathway
Source: RefSeq, a predicted model, not a curated record